Molecule: messenger RNA, 744 nt
Organism: Phytophthora sojae
Lineage: Eukaryota; Oomycota; Peronosporomycetes; Peronosporales; Peronosporaceae
Exons: 3
Coding region: 1-744 (247 amino acids)
Source: RefSeq, a predicted model, not a curated record
AUGAUCGCCGACGGAUUUGUGCAGAACGGGGCCAGAGUGUACAUCGCCUCGCGCAGACUCGAGGUCUGCCAGGAAGCCGCCAACGAGCUCAACGCCAAGGGACCCGGACUGCAAGUGGAUCUGACCAGUGAGGAGCAGUGCAAGGCCUUCGCCGACGAGAUCAUCAAGCGGGAGUCGCGUCUCGACGUGCUCGUCAACAACUCGGGCGGUGGAACUGACACCCCCGUGGACUGCACCCCAGCCUCUGCGUGGAGCGAGACUUUUGCCUUGAACGUGACGUCGGCCUACCUGCUCACGCGCUUCCUGCUGCCUCUGCUGGACGUGGCUGCCGAGUCCUCGGACCUGGCUCGUGUAAUCAACAUCGGGUCCGUUGGAGGCUUGAUGCCGCAGAAGCUCAACGGGAUGGUGUACGACGCGUCCAAGGCGGCGCUGCACCACCUGACCCGCAUUCUGGCGGCCAAGCUCGUUCGUCGCCCGAACGGAGGUCACAUCCUGGUGAACUCCAUCACGCCGGGCUACGUCCCGUCGAGACUGACGGAGGGAGUCGCCUACGUGACCGGAAAGCCCUUCGAGCAGAUCAGCGACACGAUUCCUGUCGGGCGCAUGGGUCAGGACUCGGACAUGGCGGGACUCGCCAUCUUCUUGGCGUCCAAGGCGUCAGGGUGGAUUUCAGGCCAGGUCAUUACGGCCGAUGGAGGAAUGGUGAGCGCUGCGGAGACGGGUGUCGGCCCCUCGAAGCUGUAG